AUGAGAGGAAGAGGAGGAGGAGGAGGAGGAGGAGGAGGAGAAGAAGAAGAAGAAGAAGAAGAAGAAGAAGAAGAAGAAGAAGAAGAAGAAGAAGAAGAAAGAUAUAAAAAUGUCUGGAACCUGGUGAUCACAGAUUUCCAAAGGCUUAGAAAAUUGAAAACAUUUUUAACACUGUGCAGUGGGUCUUUAUCCUUUACACCAAUCCAACUAUUCUUCAGGACUCUUGGCACUACCAAUGCAGGGGCUAUAGACCUCUUAAUAUUACUGCUAACGGGUAUCUCUUCACAUCUUCUGAUUUUGUGGACGAAUGAAGAGAACGGAUACAUGCCCUGCUUUGCCAUUUCUGAUAUUCUGGUACUGUUACAUUUUUUGUUCUUGUUUAUAUCUUUAUGCACAAUGGAAUAAAAUAAAGUUUUUUUUAAAAAAGAAAAGACAUAAAGUUCUUAGAAAUGGUGACGGUGAAGAUGGUGUUCUUCAAAGGAUUGACUCCUCAACAGCCUUCCUUACAGUCUCUUUUUGGAAAGCCCGUGGCUCAACACAGCCCCUCUGACUCUCACCACUCUUGCCUGAGAUCUGGAGAGCCAGGCACAGAUUUGGGGUGCAAAAUAUGACCACUGUGGGGUGUGGCCUGAAGAAAGUCCCAAGGGCCAGACAGAGAUGUCUCAAGGGCCUCAUUUGGUCCCUGGAGUUGAGAUUCUUCACUUCUGCCAAAAAGAAAACAAAACAGGGCCACCCUGACUCCCUCUGUGCGUGACUUUCUGACAAAACAUAUUGUUGGUUUGACUGCAUUGAAAACAUCCCACAUUUCACUCCCAUGAUGAGAUGGUGGAUGAUGAGACCUGGAUGUUCCCUAUUUGCUAUUCAUGAUUAUUUAAGUCAUUGGCUUAGGAAUAGGACAUAUAGGAAGCUGUCUGGGUCAAACCAUUGGCCCAUUAGCACAGUAUUGUUGAUACUGCCUGGGAGCAGCCGUCCAGAAUUUCAGAUAUGGAGUCUCUCCCAGCCCUACCAUUGGGGAUUGAACCUGGCAAAGCAAAUGCUGUCCCACUGAGCUACAGCCCUUUAAAAUCAUACUGACAUACCCUACACAUGUCCUGGAAAAAAACCAGGACAUUUCAUUUUCUUGCAUUAGAGCACAGUGGCCAUUUUGGGUGCCGCAAUCUUGUGCAAUUUCACGCCAAGGUCUCACCCUGAAAAAAGUGCUUUUCUUGGGGCUACAAUAUCACAUGGCAACCCAAAAUGUGCAUUUUUGGGCACUGGGUGAGCAUGGCCUCAUAAAAAGUGUGUCCUUAGUUGGUAUUCUUUUUAUUAUGUUUUUAUUUUUGAUGACCUGUAAAAUGUGUUCUCAGUGCUGUACAAUGCCCUGGGAUCGUUUCGUAAAGGGCAGUACAGCCAUACCUUGGUUUUCAAGCAGCUUAGUUCUUGAUUGUUUUGGCUCCUGAACACCACAAACCCAGAAGUGACUGUUCCAGUUUGCAAAUUACUUUUGGAAACCGAAUGUCCAACGGGAAUUCCGAUUGGCUGCAGGAGCUUCCUGCAGCCAAUCAGAAGCCGCAAUUUUGUUUCCGAAUGUUUUGGAAGUCGAACGGACUUCCGGAAUGGAUUCUGUUUGACUUCCAAGGUACGACUGUACAGAAAAUGUAUUAUUAUGAUUAUUAUUGUUUUUUCAUAAAGCUAAACAAAACGUUAUUUGGAUCAUCUGUGUUUGGAUUCCCCUAUGCAUUGAUUAACACACAAAAAACUAGCCAAGUGUGGGGGGCAAGUUAAUUUAGUUCUUUUUCGUGCUCCCUGUUCCUAUGUCCUUGUGCUAACUCAGCUAGGCAUUUCACAUGGGGCACAUGACUUGUGCAGAAUAUGGGCAGGAAGAAGUGUAUCCAUACCAGUUUUGUGACUCAAGAUUUUGGAGGGUAUGUACUAAAUCAGAGCAGUGGUCCAUCUACUUUGGCAUUGUCUACACCGACUGGCAGCUGCUCUUCAGGCAGGGGACCUUCCCAGCUCUACCUGAACAUGCUGGGGGUUGAUCCUGGGACCACCUGCAUGCAAAACAUCUGCUUUUCCCCUGAGCUGUGGACCUUCUUGUCCCGGUGCCCUUCAGUCACCUUUGCAGGCCCACGGGAACCAAGGUGAGUCACGCAAGGAAAUGUGUGCUGGCCAUCUCUUGGCGAAAGUCACGUCGAGCCGGGUGAGUGAGGAGGUGAGUGAUGCGAGGUGAUGACAUGGGUCAAACGUGGCAAGGAAAAACACCUGACAGCCUUGGCCAAUCACUUUCGAGCACACUUCUCCAGUUGUGCACUCUAGAAACGAUCCCUGACAGGCUCAAUGUGUCAAAUGGGGAGAGAAGGGAGCAGAAGAGAGUGAGAAUUGGCAGCACCCUGUCAACACGAGCCGUGGCUCAGGGGCACAGCAGAAAGACAGGCUGGCUCUGACCUUGCACACAUGAGGUCUAGGCACAGGCACCCGCACCAAGCUAGUUCCUCAUGCAGGCAGCUCUUCCUGGCUGACCCAGAGUGAAGGUUGCAGGGGGAGCUCAGCCCCAGCACAGGGAGGACAGUAAAGGGUCUCCUGUCAUCCAUGAUUGGUGGUGGAGGGGGUGACCCUGUCAAACCAAUGUCCCUUCCCAUCUCCCAAGAGGACAGGAGAAGUUGUGUUGGCAGCAGCAGGAUGGACUCUGUCUCAGCUUGGAACAAGGGGAGCUGCUGAAUACUGAGUGAGACUGCUGGUUUAUCUAGCAUGGGAUUCUCCAGAGUUAGUGGCAGCUGUUUGGCAGGGCUUCAGGCAAGGGACGUUCCAGGGGUGCCAACUUGAAUAAAAUAUUGGGGGGGGGCAGGUAAGCCCUGCCCCACAUAAUCGCUCACAGGGCACGGUGCAUGUACACCAUUUGAAUGGCAAUGCCCCUCAACUUUGGGGGGGCUGGCCCCCUGUAAUAUUUUGCUGGGGGUGGUGGAAGCCCCCUCAGCCCCAGGAGAUGGCUCCUAUGGGACAUUAAUAACUGUAACCUGGAGAUCAUACCCUCCAACGUUUCUCAGAUGAAAAUAGGGAGAUUUCUUACUCCCAUGCCCUCACAACGGAAGCUCAAACCCCCAUUUUUUGUCCCCCACAGAGCAUUUCCUAUCAGAAGUAGGGUGUGUGCACCACCACUACACCAACCAUCCUGAAAAACUCCUAAUCCCUAUUCUAUUCCAGAGCCGGAUUUAGGUUUGAUGAGACCCUAAGCUACUGAAGGCAAUGGGGCCCUUUAUAUGUCCAGCUGUCCUUUGUCAACAACAAAUUAUCGCUUGUUUUUGUGUUGAAUAUAUGCUAUAUGGUCAUUUAUGGACCUAAUAGGUAUCUAAAGCCAUUUGCACAUGUUGCCAUGCAACCAGUCCAUGCAGAAUGUAAAGUAAAGGUAAAGGGACCCCUGACCAUUUGGUCCAGUCGUGACCGACUCUGGGGUUGCGGUGCUCAUCUCGCUUUACUGGCUGAGGGAACCGGCAUACAGCUUCCAGGUCAUGUGACCAGCAUGACUAAGCCGCUUCUGGCGAACCAGAGCAGCGCACGGAAACGCCAUUUACCUUCCCGCCGGAGUGGUACCUAUUUAUCUACUUGCACUUCGUGCUUUCGAACUGCUGGGUUGGCAGGAGCUGGGACCGAGCAAUGGGAGUUCACCCCGCCGCGGGGAUUCAAACCGCUGACCUUCUGAUGGGCAAGCCCUAGGCUAACACACACCAAUAUAUAAAUUUUAGAAAGGGACAAGAUUAGAUGCGGAUGCACAAAGCAUUUUUUUUAAAUAAAAAAAUCAAGACUCCUUGCACUCUACUCCACUCCACCUUGCUUCCUGCCCAGGGCAUCCCUGCCCUCUGCCUGCCCCUCAGAGCCAGUGCCUCACAUGGGGCAGGGCCUCAGCAGUGGCAGCCUUUCCUCCUCCUCGCCUGUUCUCCAGCAGCCGCUACAAGCUUCUCAAGGGAGGAGGCUGGCAGCAGUGGUCAUGAUGAGGCCAGGGAGAGGCAGCGGUAUGCUCUCUCGCAGCUGCAGCCACUGCAGCCGUCGUCGCUUGGGACAAGCAGUGGCUCAUUCUCUUUCGUAAGCUUGCCAGUGGCAGCACCAGUGGAGGAAGUAGGGACAUUCCGGGAUCAAAUCAGAAGCCGGGAUGGCUUUUGUAGUUCCAGGACUUCCCCCUGGAAAAUUGGGACACUUGGAGGACAUAGUAAAACUUUAAGCAAAACAUUUAAUUGGAAAACUUGAAAUUAUGCCUGUGGGCUAUUGCAGUGUUUCAAAGCAAAAGGAUAGUGGCCCAUGUUCAAACCCUACGCUGUGGUUCAUCUUUACUACACUUUUCUCUGUUGCUAACAUUUACUUUCACCCUGUCAACCCAUUUCUCGGAGGUGAUCUCCAGGUACUCAGGGAAGUCGAUUCAGAGGCUUAGCCUCCGGGAGAAGUAGUUUCUUUUCCCUACGACUCUUCUCCUGACCUCCCCGUUUUGUUUCGGAGAUAUUUUUGGAAGCAAAAGCUUUCAUUUCUCUCCUCCCCCCACCCUCUGACAGGCAGAGUGCCAUUUUAGGGCUCUUGCCUACUCAACCAGAAAAACAGUGACUGAGCCUGGGCGGAAUUAACCUUUAGAUUCAGCAGACGAGAUGCAAAAUCCUUUCUGAUGAUUAACCCCUUGUUGACGAUGUCAUCCAUAGGGAGGAUGUCUGUUCCCUGACAGUCGGCUGUGAGAAGCAAAGGAGCAAAAUCACUUUUUCGAAGGUGGCAACCCUACAAGCAGAUUUGGGUGACAGAUACACCUGGGCAAUGCCUGAUCUGUAAGGUUUUGGCACCUGAGAUGCUUUGGUUCAGCCUAGGAGAGUGAGCAGAGGGUGGCACUCACCAGGGGGCUGCAGGGCACCCGAGCCACGCGUCUCUCCUGGGAGUGACACGGUGGCUUGGGUGCCCACAGGCUCCAUGCUGCUCCAAAUGGUCCACCCACCACCUCCCCCUCAGCUAUAGGGUGGCUUAGUGGGAAGAGGCAGGCAGACUCCUCAGAGGACCCAUGGAUCAUCCUGCCCCUGCUCUCCCUGCCCUGUGGGUGGCUGGCCCCGCUCCGGGUUCAGAGCAUGUGUGCUGCCCCAGGUGCCUGAUCAGCUUGCUCCACCGCUGGUUCUGUUACAGGGCAAGCAUAAGUGGAGAUACCCCUGCCCUGUUCUGUCCUCACUUCAGCGGGGCGCCCUUGUGCUCCACCUCACCCUGAGUUCAUGGAAGGAGCCUCUAUGUAAGUGCACCAGAAAUGGAGAGCAGGGGAAGGGGGGAGACUAGGAAUCUGGGACCGUGACUGGGAGGCAGGAGCAGGAGGAGGACUCAAGGAAAGAUGGCUGCCAGGGAGAGAGCAAGAGACAGAUGCAGGAAGAUAAUGGACUUCAAGUUAAAGCCGCCAGCUCCCCUGAAGGUUCCUGGGACAGAAAGGGAGAGAGAAUGCAGGAAGAUAUGGUCUGCAAGUUAAUGAAAGGAUGCCCCCCCCAGGGGGCUCCUCUGAGUGGUCCUCAAGUCUUCCCAAGGUGCCACAGCACACUGGUUGACAACCAAUGACGCAGUGAAUUGAGCAGAAUGGAAGGCGGAAGGCGUCAAAUUUUGGCCUUGCACAGGGUGCCACUGAAAUUUGAAAGACCAAAGUCCACCCCUGGUGAGAUCAGGUGUGGGGAACAUUUGGCCCUCCAGAUGUUGCUGAACCACAACUCCCCUCAUCCCUGGCCCUUGUGCCUGCUUGCUGGGGCUGAUGGGAGUUGUAGUUCAGCAACCUUGGUAGAGCCACUGGUUCCCCACACCUUGGUUAGAGGCCUGUAAUUAGGGUUGCUAAUGUUUCAACCGUGCCUCAUUGCUAUGCUUUAGACACAUAGGGAUCUAACACAAUCUGCAGGUGAUGCUCUUGCAUUGCUGGGAGCUGCCCUAUACCGAGUCAGAUCUUUGGUCCAUCUACCUCAGCAUUGUCCCUGUCAGAGGUCAGGAACCUAUCUGAGUCUGAGGACUGCAUUUCCUGUUGAGGUUAUAAAUAUUGUGCAUAUGAAAGCUGUUGGAUGAAUAAAAACAGGCUCCUGUAUUGAAAUAGAAAUUCUCCAGCCCAAAAAUAUGGUUCAAAAGCUUUACUUACAGAACUUAACUUCAAAACAUCUUAAAACGAAAAAAUAUCAGUUGCUGGAAAUGGCAGGAGGGGAGAGAUGUUCUUGUGCUUGGGUUCUGCUUGCGGGAUUCCCACUGGCAACUGGUUGGCCACUGUGAUGCUGAACUAGGUAGGCCACUAGCAUGAUCCUGCAGGUUCUUCUUAUGUUCUGAUAAGGGUGAGUAGUGUGGGAUGUGAUACAUAAGUAGCAGUCAAGUAUAACAUUCCUUGUUUUCCUAGAGUGGACAUGUGGGGGAAUGAUUGGUCCAGCCAGUUGAAAACUUCCUGUUUCCUCCUGGCUGGGAGAUACUUCCUUUGCAUAUGACUAGAGGUGGGCAUGACCGUACCUGUCCAGGUAACACAAAAGGACAGGACACGCAGCACUCUCUCUCUCUUUGACUCCAUCCGUCGUUGGAGCAGCUUUUUAGCUAGAGAUGCUCUGUUGGCUUCCAACCAACAGAGGAUACUGGGAUUAUCUCCAUACGGGAUAGAUCCACAUGCAUAUACUUUGUAACUAAGUCUGCCUUCAGGGAUCCAACUGUGAACUGAUGAUGUGAGUAAACUUCUUUUAUAAUCUUACACAAGACUGUUGUGUGUUUAUUCUUUUAAGAAGGAUAUAAGGGAAUUUACCAGGAACCUAAUAGUGAGAGGCUUACACAAGCCUGCAACCUUGUGCGUUUAAUUUUUUAAAAAAAUAAUAUUUAUUAGUAGUUUUCAGAAUUAUAAGAAGAGAAACAUUAAAAAAAACAUUAAAAAACAACACUAUAAUAGACAAAAAGAAAAGAAAAACACAAAAACCAAUACAACAAUACAACAAAAAGAUAAAAAGAAAAAAGAAAACAACACAAAUCCCAACUUACAUAUCUAAAACUUCCAUUUGCUUGUUUCAUUGACUUCCUCACACCUCCCUUUUGUAUUCUAGUUUAAUUAGUUAUUUCAGCAAAUUCUUUCCAUCUUUCUCAAUUUUUGUUAAAAAAUUCAUCCUAACCUAAUUUAAUCUAAUAAUUAACUCAACAAAUCCUUUCCAUCUUUCCCCAUAUUCUAUUAUUCACAUUACCUUAAUUAAUUUAACCUUAUCUUACCCUAAAACACCUUAAAGCUUAAAUCUUAGUUAUCAAAUAUACAUUACUCCUGAUAUCAUUUCUGCUAAAGUCAUAUAGUUUCAUUCCAACAUUUUCCCUAAUAUUCAUUAAUUUUUAGCCAAUUCCCCAAUUAGAAAAUUUUCUUUAUAAAUUUUCUUCCAAUCUUCAUCCAACGUCCCUUCUUCCUGGUCUCGGAUCGUGUCAGUCCUUACUGUCCAUUCCAUCUAGUCCAUCAACCUGGAAGCCUUAUGUCCGAGGCCCUUAAGUCUCUUCCAUGUCCCUUCUGCAAUUCUUCUUCUUCUUGUUUAUACUUGCCCUUUUCCUUGUCUUUUGUUGGUCUCUUUCUUAGUUUCUUUCCUUUCUCAUUGAGGGGUAGGCCUCUGGGGGGUUCCAAGCCAGAAUUGUCUCCAUCUCCCUUCAUCAAACCCGCCCAUUCCCCACAGUCCCACUCCCCACAAUCCUCAAUAUAGUCCAAAAAGUAUUUAAAAGCAUAUUCCAAGGUCUCUCCAACGUUGGGAACCUCCUCAACUCCAGACUCCCCCUGGCCCACUCCAACUUCAAUCUUCAAUGACAGCGGCUCAUACUCCUGUAGGGCCUCGGGACUCUCCAUUUGUAUUAUUUGGGGUGCAACCGCAUCCUCCUCCAUUAUCUUCUGCACUUGCCCAGUCAGUACAGAUUCAUGAGUUGGUCCCUGGAUAAUUUCUGUAUCAAUAUUCCCUGUUUGCCCACAGUUAUUAACUGCAACAGUCAAAUCCAUUUUCUCAUUCAUCAAGUCCAUCUUCUCAUGCAUCUGUUCCAGCAGGGCACUUGUCUUACAUAAGGCAAGCACCCAGUCUUCUUUCCAACUCAUCUUUAGUCAAGGUCAGAAAAGCCUGUUCCCACGGUCUUAAUCUCACAUCUGUUGAGCCCUCAAGUGUACUGCAGCAACAAUUUGACAAGCUCCCUCUAGAGGAGGCAAUUUCUAUUUGUAUCCAUUUUUUUUUUUAGGCAAGUCCAACAAAGGAAAAUUACUUUCGUUUUUCAGAUAUUUUUCAGAUAUUUUGUUUCUUUAGGAUGCAAAAGGCAACAUUGGAAUCAGCUUGUUUCUCUUCUUUAGCUAUCUGUCAAAAUAUCCCAUUCACAGUCAAUGAACCUCUCCAACAAUUUCUGUCUCUGACACCCCGUUCCCAGGUUAGAGACGGUGGAAACUUAUCCUUCUUCACUCCCUCUCCUGCUAGGGUUGAACAAAGUUCCCCCUUUUCUCCUGCUUCCAAGGGGGUUUCAGUAAUUCUAAAUGAAGAAAAUUUAGACUUUUUGACAGCUUUCCAGGCUUUAGCUUACAAAGUUUUUGCUUUAGUCUAUAUACAAAAGCGGAAGGCAGACUUCCUGUUUUGAACCUUCCCGCUUUGUUACCAAAUUAAGAAAUUUCUUGAUCCAAUUUUCCGUUUCUACUCACGGGUACUUAUUUUAAAUCCAAUUGUCGACAGGAAAAAGUCAGCGCUCUCCGGCAAUGGCUGUGCGGCUUCACUCCGUGAAAGUAGCAGUCAGUUCGCAGCACCGCGCUUCUCACCCCACUUCGCUCCGGAGCCCCUAAAUGGGAUUCCCUGCGAGUAGGGGGGCGCUCCUGGUGCCCUGCCGAACCCCACGUUCCCAGGCUUCCUCCGCCUGGGAUUUCUAGCGGGUCCCCACCUUCGCCGCGGCGGGAAGACCCAGUUUCCACGGAGCCCGUUCCUCCGGACGGAGGAACUCCGCCAUUCACCGAUGGCGCUGACCCGGAAGUCCUCCAACCUUGUGCGUUUAAAAGGGGAAUGUAAACACUGCUAAGUAAAGUAACUUGCAAAUGCAAGUUAGGGAGGAUAUUAAUAAACAAUAUAUCCUCUCCUGCCUCCCUGAACAUUCCCACAAAUAGCACCCAGAGAGGGUCAAGGGCUGGAUGGAGUGGCCUGGAGCACAUCUGGCUCCCAGUUCUGAGGUUCCCCACCCCUGGUCAAUACAGACUGACAGUUGUUCUUCAGGGUCUCAGAAAUGAGCCAUUCCCCUGGUGAUCUGGAGCAACUAAGAACUGAACCUGGUUCUUUUUGCUUGCAAUGCAUUGGCAAAUAGCCAACACCCUCCUCAAUUGCUGCAAGUCAACUGGUUGACCAAGCCCGUUUGAAAAGUGAUAGUCCUGCUCUUUCCCCUAUUGCAGAAAUCGCGAACAAUGGAAUGCAUUUUCAGUUUCACUUGUAUUUGUAAUUAGGAGGUCCUCAUCUUUGUCAAUGCACCCAAUCUCGUAUUUACUCAUAUUACUGUAUUUGUUUGAGGACUGUUUUUGAUCAAGAUACUGUAUUGUCUUUAUUUUUGGCAUCUGAUAGUUUGUCCCAACAUUUUGUUGUUGUUUCCCUGUCCUCCUGAUUUUUUGCACAUGUUUGCCCAAGGUGUCAAAAUGCAUUGUUCCUUCCCUCUUGGCACAUCAAAUGUUUCCCAGCAUUUUCCUUUGGGAAGGCCUCAAGGUGUCAUUGCACUUAACCUCUCCCUUGGUAACACUUAAGUCAAGCCAGACACGCAGUCGAUCAUUCAGGCACUGAUAGGCGAUGCCGAAGUCGAAUCCAGGCAAAUAUGAAUGGGGAGGCAAGGGUGCGAUUUAUGUCAGCAAGGAAGCAAUGAGAUUUCAGUCUGUGCAUGUGAGAUUCACAACAAGACUCCAAGGCUUUAUAUUGAUUAUAUAUUUUUUUAAAUGUAUUUAAAUAAAGCCCAAUAUGCUUUGACUGUUUAAUGCAACAAUAUUGCAAUAAGUUAAAGGCAGCAUAAGGUUGUACAACCUGCCACUGAACUUAUUAUUACAGAACAUAACAAAAAGCACCCCUCUCUCCACAAAAUUAUUUGGCUGAUUUACAUGUAUUCACUUACAAUAGGUUAGUUUGCAGUCGUUAGCUUUCCUGCAAUGAUAAGGAUAGUUACCACUUCUAGAUCGUUUUCUGUGAUACCAUCUUUUAAAUAACUAAUUUGGAGUACCCUGGAAAGCAUAUGGCAUCCUUUUUUUAAAUUUAAUUUUUUAAUAUUUAUUGCUGAGUACAAUGACCAAACACACACACACAACAAACAAAAUAAACAACACCAAAAAUACAACCAAUCAAUCAAUCAAUCAAUCAAUAAUAAAAUAGACAAACAGCCAUCAAAAAAAGUAUCAUCCUAAAAUACAAAAAGCACUAACAAAAAUACAUAAAUCUUGACUUCCCUCCACCUGUGUGUGACUUCCUUCUCUCUCUUUUGAUUUAAUUGUGUUAUCAAUAUUAAUUUGCCUAUAUCCUCUUAUAUCCAAUUCCUCUUCAUGUUUACCUGCAAACUUCAUUCAUUGCAUAUUGAUAUAUUUAUACCAGAACAAUAUUUCUUCAUAACUAAUUUGAAGUAACUUGGAAGGCAUAUGGCAUCCAAUUUUUUAUUUUUGCAAAUAAACUUUUUAUUAGUGUUCCAAUAUUCUCCUAAUAUUAGCCAAAUCAUAACAAUAUCAAUUAAUUCCCAACUAAUACAAUUAUUCAAAUGCUAAUCAGCUUCUAGCAUAUGGCAUCCUAACAUGUCCAAUAGAGUAGCCUAUACAGGUUUACAAAAGACUGAAUAAUAUAAGAACAAAAGAAGGCUGGAUCAGGCCAAUGGCCCAUCUAGCCCAGCAUCCUGAUCCAAGAUGGCUAGCCUUAUGUUCUUACAUUCUAACUUAACUUGCAGAGCUGGAUUCAGUUAGAUGCAAAGUCAUUAUCUUACUGCACUGCUCGAGUGCCUGCAACAUCUUUGCAAGAAGGAAGAAGAUAGGGACAAACAAACCCCAAGCUGGCCCUAUCUUAUGGGACCCCCUUGGCUUACCCCACCAGGUCCAGCAGUUGCCAGCUGUCACUGGAGGGUAUUUAUUUGUUUUUAUAUUAUAAAAUGUAUAUACUGUUUGAUAUAGUAAAACAAAACAAAACCCAAACCACUCUCAAAGUAGUUUACGAAAAGAAUGAAACAAUGAAACUAUCAGUAACAGAAAGUUAGAAACAACUAUUUUGAAACUUUAAAAGCUAAUUAAAAUUGAUGAUGAGCUACAAACCAAAUCAAAAUACUUGUUAUCUUUCUACAUAGCUGGAGAGGCUUGCCAGAACAACAUUCUUUUGCAGCAGCAAAAGCACCUGCCUGAUAACUAUAGGCAGGGAGUUCCAAAGCAUGGGAGCUUCAGAGCUAAAAGGCUGCUUUCUUGAAAAUGUAUAACAAGUAUUUCCUGGGACCUAUAACAGUGCUGGUUCCAAGAAUCCAGGCUACCGUUCUUCUACACACCCCAGUCACAUACAACAUUCCUGUAUAACAAUCAUUUCUCCCCACUCUCUCCCAUUGUUUCUUUUCAUCUUGCCCUUUCUUUCUUUCUUUCUUUCUUUCUUUCUUUCUUUCUUUCUUUCCUAAGAAAUUGGUGCCAUGAUGCUGCCGAACAGGGAUGAAGGCUCCAGCAUCUGACAGGCUUCCUUCAGGCCCAAACGCUUCAGCCAAGGACGCUCUUGGCAUCCGUAAGCAUGGAGUCAAUAUUCAGCACCAACAAGGAAACAAUCCUUUGACAGGCAUGGUGAUGGUAGGAAAAUGCUGAUUGGUGCAGAAGAUGCUUGGAGAUGCUGAACUUCUUGGUGGGCAAGAGCACCCCUCCAACAUUCAACUGUGGCAGGAUAGGCAUUACAGUGGUACCUUGAUUUUCGAACACCUCCGUUGACAAACAUUUCCAUUUUCGAAUGCUGUAAACCUGGAAGUAAAUGCUUCGGCUUUUUAACAUGCCAUGCAGCUUCCACUGAGUGCAAGAUCCAGAGGCCUAGCUGUCAGCUGUUGGGUCCUGAGUACCCACACAUCACAGAGGUGAUAUUUGGGCUUAUUUGGUGAUAUUUGGGCUUAUUUGGUGAUAUUUGGGCUUAUUUGGUGAUAUUUGGGCUUAUUUAGUGAUAUUUGGGCUUAUAUUUAGUGAUAUUUGAGCAACCAAUUUGUUUAUAUGACUGUGUGGAACCCAGUGCAUAAAUUGGUAUGGUAUCAUUAGAUAGUAAGAAUCACGUUUAAUUGCUGUUUUAGGGGUUGAUUUUAAAGAUCUGGAUUAAUCCAUUUUGCAUUACUUUCUAUGGGAAACUGUGCCUCAGUUUUGGAACAUUUCAGAACUCAAACUGUCUUCUGGAACAGAUUACAUUCGAAAACCGAGGUACCACUGUACCGAGGUACGACACUUAUUAUUAUUAAUUAUUUAUCUCCAAGGAACUCGAGGUGGUGUACAUGGCUCCCCGUCAUUUUGUCCUCACAACCCUGUGAGCUAAGUUAAGCUGAGAGGCAGUCACUGGCCCAGUGAGCAUCUCAGCUGAGUGGAGAUUCAAACCCUGGUUUCCCAGGUCAUAGUCCAAUACUACACCACACUAGCACUGGUACCACUAUUAUAGCAUGGGCUUAGAUUCAGCCAACAUCUUCACUAUCCCAGUAAAUCCAGGAUGGGAAACCUGCGGCAACAUCAUCAGACCAUUACACCAGAGCUUAAAAGCUUGCCCCAACUGACCAUACAGUAUGUCACUCGGCCAAGCUCAAGGUUCUUGUAUUAAUUUACAAAACCCAUAACAACUCACUGGUAUCCUUGCUCAGUCACUGAGAUCUUCACAAGAGGCUCUGUUACUGGUCUCCCUGGGCUUGGAUGUUAUGUCUUGGAUCAGCCAGAAGCUGUGCAUUCAGUAUUUGGGACCCAAUUCUGAGGAACCCCUCUUCCCUCUCCUUGUUGAACUUGAAAUGCUCAGCAAAGAUUUCUCUACUUCCACAGGCAUGUUUUCUGGAUUUUGUUUUUAAAAUGAAUUUAAAUUGAUCUGAUCCAUGGUAUGCUUUUUAAUGUGUAUAGACAUCCUUAGAAACACCAGUACAGUGUUACCUUGGGUUACAGACGCUUCAGGUUACACACUCCGCUAACCCAGAUAUAGUACCUCAGGUUAAGAACUUUGCUUCAGGAUGAGAACAGAAAUCGGGCUCCGGUGGCGCGGCGGCAGCAGGAGGCCCCAUUAGCUAAAGUGGUGUUUCAGGUUAAGAACAGUUUCAGGCUAAGAACAGACCUCCGGAACGAAUUAAGUUCUUAACCCAAGGUACCACUGUAUUAAAUGGUAUAUACAUACAGUAGCUUUAAAUUUUAUACACACACACACACACACACACACACACACACACACUAUUCGGGACUUUUUACUUGGUUCUCAGAGCCAGGAUUUCUCCAUUAAAUGAAAACAAGAGUAUCUUUUGUUGCAGGGAUUGGAAAUCCUAAACGUCCAAAUGUUAUUGGGCUCCACCUCCCAUCCCAUCAUUGGCCCUGCUGGCUGGGGAUAUUGGGAGCCCAACAACAGCUGCAGCACUUUUUUUGCAGCAGGCGGUGCUUCCAGACCACGGUAGCCCCCCAUAGAGAGCCUUGCAGUAGUCAAGUCCUGAAUUUACCAGGGCAUGGAUCACUGUUGCCAGGGUAUCCCUGUCCAAGAGCAGUAAGAUGCACUCAUGGCCACUGAUGCCAAGCCAAGCUCCAUCUUAUCUCGCUGUGUUCCAUACCUUUAGGGGAUUUACUAGCUAGGCUGAAAGAGUUUGAUCUUUGGGAAUUGUGACAUCCUCGGAAAUUUGCACAUCGGAAUAUCAUUGCCCACUAGAUUUUGCACAUGGCGAGUGUUCCAACACAGUUGUCAGCUUGUGCAAUGUUUCCACCUAUGUUUUAAAAGUGUGCAUUUUGAGGUGAGAUACUUCAAGUGUGUUACUUUUUGUGCAGUUUAUUUAUAUUUUUAAAAAUGGCAGAUUCACAUGGAAAUGAGAUGGAAUGGGCCUUUGGAGGAAUGACAUGAAAUAGGCUGCGGUGUCUUCCCCUACAAUUGCAAUAGACAUUAUUAUUAUUAUUAUUAUUAUUAUUAUUAUUAUUAUUAUUUACUCAAGAGGUUUUUCCACAAAUAGUUUCAAAAACGUACCAAAUCUAUUUGGCCCAAAAGGUGGAAGUGGGAUUAAAGAAAUACCUGUAGCAGCAAACCUCUUGCUAACCAUUGUCAACUCAAUGAAAAAGCAAAAUACUGUCUGUAGCCAAUGCUGAUUUCACAAGUCUCCUGUUGUCCUCUUUUGGGGCUCCACCUUUCUCUCCCUCUGUCUCUGCCCCCAACUUCUUAUUGUUCGGUUCAACUAACACUUUGUAAUGGACUGGUUCCUAAAAUGCAAUUCUGUUGUCAAACCCCCAGCAACUUUUAAAAGCCAGCAGUAUUGGAGUGCAGUGAGUCAGUCUGUUAGCUCUUGGGUCCUCUCUGUAGGCUGGUUACAGUCUUGUAAAAACCCCAUGCCUGGCAGGAGAAUCGGUCUACAAGGGCUGAUCAUUGACUCCAUUUUAUUGGCUGAAUAAAAAAAGGCCAGACUGCAUUUUGAGGACCAGUCAGUGUUCCUGGCUGCCCGUCUUCAGAAGGCAAGCAAAUCAUUAGUCUAUUAACAACUGCCUCUUGGCCUGUUUUCCAGCUUAAAAACAACAACGACGCUCUCGCAAUUGGCGGUAGGGUCAGUCUUAAAAUGUUAACAUUGCCUUCCAUCAGUCUCGGCACCCUGUAAACUGAGAGGCUUUUUGCUCCCUCAUCGGGGGAGUUCUCUUGUUCGUUUUUCCAUGUGUCUCUGACAUAUGGAGCAAUUUUUUUUUUUAAAAAAAGGAAAGAAAAGAAAAGAAAGCAGCCAGCCUCCUAGCUGUGUCAUAUAUUUGUUGGGGGAAUCACUGGUGUGUGACUGGGUGGGAACCUGGGUACAAAGGAAACAUGCCUUUUUAUGAGUCAGGAAAUUGCAAGCCAGACUUGGGGCUAAGCGGGGUGUCGCCCACCUUGGCCAAGUUACACAUCAUAAUUUGUCUCUAGGCAGAGUGAUUGGAACUGGGGAAGGAACUGUUGAAGGAUCCCAGGUAUGGCUGUGAGUAGACAUUGUUUUCUGUUCUGCAGCACUGUUUCUGUUUCUCUGCAGGUUGCCUUCCUCCCAAAACUACAGUAUGGUAAAAUUACACAACUUACUUCAUUUACGUAACUGAUUACAGAUGCGCAUAGAGACCUAUAAGCUCAGCUAACUAGCCAGGCUAGAGGCCUUGGUCCUAUUGUUUCUUUCCAGUGUCUUACCUUGUUCUAGGAGCAGCUUUACUCCCAAGGUUGUAAACACAUUCCUAAAGAAGACAUGCCUUGCUGUUCUGAGACGUACCUUCAAAUGUCCUAACCCCCUCAGGUAGAAAGGAAUGCAAAGAGAUCAUGUGCAGCGGGGGGUUGCUUAGAGAGAGUUCUUCGUUUGCUUGCUCAAUGAACAGGUAAUGAAGGAAAGACCAUACAAGGUAUAAUUAGUAUUGUGUUGUAACUUUAGAUUGGAGGAAGUUUAUGCAUAUGCAUUGCUUUAACAGAUAACAUCUAUGUAGAUUAAGGAGGCCCCAACCUUUCGGGACACAGGUGGCGCUGUGGGUUAAACCACAGAGCCUAGGACUUGUCGAUCAGAAGGUCGGUGGUUUGAAUACCUGCGACGGGGUGAGCUCCUGUUGCUCGGUCCCUGCUCCUGCCCACCUAGCAGUUCGAAAGCACGUCAAAGUGCAAGUAGAUAAAUAGGUACCGUUCCGGCGGGAAGGUAAACGGCAUUUCCGUGCACUGCUCUGGUUUCAUCAGAAGCAGCUUAGUCAUGCUGGCCACAUGACCCGGAAGCUGUGCGCCGGCUCCCUUGGCCAAUAAAGCGAGAUGAGUGCCGCAACCCCAGAGUCAGUCACAACUGGACCUAAUGGUCAGGGGUCCCUUUACCUUUACCUUUAACCUUUUGGGACUUUGCUCAGCUUGUGGAGAGUGAUCCCACUGUGCCAUUAUUGCUAGCAAUAAACACCCUUUGUUUUCUCACCGCUGUGGAGAUUUCCUUCAUCCUCAAACGUUGAUUUUUGCUACAUUACUUAUGCAGUGAUGUCAACACAUUAUUCCAUCCUCUUUACCCCCAUUCAAAUUACUUAUGAAAUUAUGUAACUCAUUGUCACGGCUGGAGUCAGACGCAGGUUAGCAUGAAAGACACAGGGCUCCGUUGUCAGUGAAAUUAACUCUUUAUUCAAGGAAAUGGCAUACAACUCAGCAACAAUUCCCAGUAGGUCUUGCCCCUAUAGAGCAGUUACCAGGGCCGGCUUCCACACCUCUAUAAUCCUCCUCCUUUCCCAGAUGUUUUCCAAACAGAGGUGUCUAUGCACCUUUGACCUCUGUUCUGCUCUCACUAUUCUGCGCGUUCAUAGAGACCAGGGAGAGGGGAGCCUGUUGCAGCAGGAGACUCCCUGGAUUCUUCAGCAGCCUCUUGACCUCCCUCCUCUGCUUCAGCCUCUGCGUCUGAACUUAUCUCUGUCACAGGCUCGUCCUGCUCACUAAACCCUGUUGCCCCUUUGGUUUCUGGCACCUCCUCCCAAUCUUCUGACCUCUCCUCGAUGCCCCACCACCAAUCCCCUGGCUCUGAGCCUUCCUCCUCUGGGCUUUCACUUUCCAGCUGGUGCUUCCCACUACUCCUCUUUGUCCAGCCAGUUGCUGACAUUUAUGUCAUUUAUGAAAUUAAUUAUGUAAAUUACUGCUGGAAGUUUGGGUGCAACUCAGCUUCCAGCAGAAGGGCUUUGCAGCAGGUUCAGACAGACAGAGCAAGGGACCUCCAGAUUCCCAGAUUAUCCCUGUAUCUGUAGCUCCUUGUUGCUUAGACUUAUAUACAGUGGUACCUCAGGUUAAGUACUUAAUUAGUUCCGGAGGUCCGUUCUUAACCUGAAACUGUUCUAACUUUAGCACUACUUUAGCUAAUGGGGCCCCCUGCUGCCGCUGUGCUGCCGGAGCCCGAUUUCUGUUCUUAUCCUGAAGCAAAGUUCUUAACCUGAAGCACUAUUUCUGGGUUAGCGGAGUGUGUAACCUGAAGCGUAUAUAACCUGAAGCAUAUGUAACCCGAGGUACCACUGUACUCAGGUUGCAUCCUGUUUUACAAUUCUUCCUCCUCCUCUUUCCUCUUCCCCAGACCUCAAUAUGAAGGUAAUCUUUAAUCCCCAUAGAGAACAAAGGAGCAAGCAUGGCUGCCUUGUCCUUCUCUAGACUACUUGCUUAGACUAGAACUAGACACCUUUUCUGUCCAAGUUAUGUAGUUCCUACAGCAAACAACUUUAUUAUUUUCUUACCUACAAGCACCUCUCUGUGUGACUGCAAUAAUCAAAGUGGUCUCUCUACCACGAUUCACGAGCUUAAAUGGUGCUCCCUUUGCAUAGCAAAAGGUUUUCUAUUUCCAUUGCUUCACUAUGUACUGUGUGAGUAAGUAAGCUUGCACUCAGCCUGCAUAUUCUAUGUGCAAAUAAAUUAUUAUAUCACAGAAAUGCUGUAAGCCUCCAGUGACCUUCAUUCUAAGGAAACCAGUUUCACAGCACGAGCUAGGAUCCCUGAAGCUUUCCCCUGCUCAGAGAUUGGGGUGCGUGUCAACAAAACAUAAUGCAUCUGUAGCUGGAUUAGAGAACAAUUUAUGGGAAAAUAACAACAGACUCCAUAAAGGCUGCAGAGAGAGAUUAUGCAAUGGCCAGAGGUGCAGAUGGAACUGUGAAGAGCAGACCACCCUCCAGAUAUUUCCUACUUCCCUCCUAGAGCAUGCUGGGAAUUGAGGAAGUUCAAACUGGGACAAGCAGCCCAGAAGGAGAGGAUGCCAUUCCAGAGAAUCCUCUGAGUAAUGAGAGGAAGUCAAGGCCCAUCAGCUAG
Molecule: messenger RNA, 17876 nt
Organism: Podarcis lilfordi (Lilford's wall lizard)
Lineage: Eukaryota; Metazoa; Chordata; Lepidosauria; Squamata; Lacertidae
Source: the annotation of a GenBank genome assembly